UCGAAAAAGAAGCAACAACAAAAGGAGAUCGUCGUUUACGAAACGAAGAAAAAAUCUGCGCAUUUGUUCAGACAUACAGAGAGAGUACGCACGAAUCGUAUACGGACGCUGCAUAAAACUCGGUCGGUAACAAACAGCUGUACCACGCACCGGCAUUGGAUAAAUGUACCCUUGGACUGAAUUGAAAGGCAUGAACGAGCUUAUGAAAUUUCAUCAGAAAAAAUGAACCAUCUUUCAGACUGUAGUGUCAUUUAUAUUUAUUUCUCGUCGCCUUUAUGAAAUAAAGAAACUGACAACGGACUAGCAACAGCCAAAAGAACAGUGUGUUUCAUUUUUUCGGUAUCUCGCAAGCACUCAGUAAUUCCACGCAAUUCACAGCUCAACUGGAUAUAUUCUUUACAAUCGCUGCUUUUUUCGCAAUGCUCGUGUGCGUGAGGGUAUAAUCGAUAUCUUGGAAAAGUUCAGACAUGAAGUGCAGAACCAAUGAAAAACAAAACAAAAAUAAACAAAAAAUUCAAUGCAAAACUCAAAUGAAUGUAAAAUAAUGAAGCAGUCAAAAUCAAGCAAACACAAAUCAAGGAAGUCAUUAUAUCAACACACAAAAUAUCUAACCACCAAAACCAAUGACAUGCACUAUUCAUGGCAUUCGCUUGAAGCAGCUGUGUAGCGAUUGCACAAACAUGACGGUUUGCUGUCGCCCAGCGUGGAUCAUGUCUUAGCUAACGCACACUGACACAUUUAAUUUGACGAUAUCUUCACACUGUUAGUGCUGUACCGAACAGCUGUCAAAGCGAAUUAGAUGUUUGUUUUGAUACACACGGUCGAUGAAAAAAAAAUUCGUGGUAUCGACGACGCAAAACACAACUAAGACAACUUACAACGAUAAAUUGGUGAAUGUGAAUCGGUAGCAUUGGACGUGUAAUCAAUCUGAUCACCAAUCAACAAACGCAAGCCAUAAUAUCAACGACAAUGAAUAGUCCAUCUUCAGAAGCUACUGUUCAGGCAAUCAAUCAUGAAACCGAUCGAUAUCCAUUCUGUAUCGUUUGGACACCAAUUCCAGUACUCACAUGGUUCUUUCCGUUCAUCGGACACAUGGGAAUCGCAAUGUCUAAUGGUAUAAUACGAGAUUUUGCUGGCCCAUACUUUGUAUCCGAAGAUAAUAUGGCCUUUGGCAGACCAACCCGUUAUCUUGUGUUAGAUGUAUCGAAAGUGCGCAAUGGAAGUACACUCGAAUGGGAUGAAUCGAUUUCAAAGGCAUCUGUGGUGUACGGUACACGUAUGCACAAUUUAUUCUGGGACAAUUGUCAUUCGCAUGUUGGCAUGGCAUUGACCAAUAUGAAAUACGAUGGAUCUACGAAGUGGAAUAUGGUUCGUUUGGCCAGCUGGAUGUUUUUCUGUGGGAAAUAUGUUAGUUUUGCACGAGCACUUCAAACGUGGCUUCCCUUUCUAAUGAUAUUAGGUGUUUGUGCAAUUUUCAGCUAUUUUAUGUAAAAAAAAUCCGUUUUUAAUAAUUUGGACCAAUGGAAUCAGUCAUUAUAAUGCAUAACUAUAUAUGGUUUAUAAGGCUAAUAAAUCGAUACAGAAACGCAUCAAUUCGAACCAUUCGUUGGUUUGCAACACAUUUUCAGUGCGUUACCAAUUAAAACCUCAUUUAUGACUGAAUUCAUCAUUUAUAUCGUUUACUUUCCUCAGAAUUAUUGUAAUUUGAAGUCAACUAAGAAAACAAUGAUCAUUGAACAAUGCAAUUGUACAUAUUGCAAAUAAAUCAAAAUAUUAGAUAUGAAAGUAAUUUAAACCAAA
Sitodiplosis mosellana (orange wheat blossom midge) is the source of this 1800-nucleotide messenger RNA. Its product is annotated as transmembrane protein 222. The record is from RefSeq and is a predicted model, not a curated record. Bases 970 to 1491 code for a protein of 173 amino acids. Lineage: Eukaryota; Metazoa; Arthropoda; Insecta; Diptera; Cecidomyiidae. The transcript has 4 exons.